Saccharomyces eubayanus is the source of this 810-nucleotide messenger RNA. RefSeq names its product Cbt1p (gene CBT1). Lineage: Eukaryota; Fungi; Ascomycota; Saccharomycetes; Saccharomycetales; Saccharomycetaceae. The transcript has a single exon. The coding region runs from base 1 to 810 and encodes 269 amino acids. The record is from RefSeq and is a predicted model, not a curated record.
AUGGUGAACUACGGAACACACAGUAGUGAGGCUUUGAGAGUGCUGAAAACGCCUAAGUUUGUAUCAAAGUAUGGCAACGUAACGAGCAAGCAACGCUUUUUCCUUAAAUGGAAGAUACAAGACAAGAUCUGCGAGAGCAAAUACCAAGAGUACUUGAAUGAGUACAACACCUUUGUGCUUUAUGAUUGGGAAGGCAGCAACGCCGCUACUGCCGGCGACGAUUCUUCUUACAAUAUGCCCUACCUGUGGCAAGAAUUCAUAAGGGAGGGAGUGUCGACAGGAAAGAUAAACGACAGGCUUCCGACGGUCUUCAUGAAGAAGAAAUUGAGGAACUCUGCCAUGGGUCGCUGCUUGGGGCUUGAGUUCCUCACUGAGCCCAGCCAGUCGACGCACGAAUACCGGUGUUUGUUUCAGACAGUACAGGAUAUCACGUACCUGUCGCAAUUGCUCCUAUUCAAUAGCACACAAAACAUCCCGAUGAGGUUGAAAGUGCACACCAUCGGCAUAAAUAUCAACUCUGGCCCCAAACGUUCCGUGGUCGGCAAUGCCAGCGACACUGGCAUGAACGAAGCGGUCUCGUAUAUCCAGCCGCUGCUGGAAGAAUCCUCUCGGAUGUACCGCAACCUGAACUACUGGAAGCUUCUAAAGAUAGCACGUAGAGACGCACAUAAUGAACCUCUGGACGGGAGCACAAGCAUCAAGUCGCAAGUCAAGCUUUUACUGGACCAACUGGCCAYGAACCAGAUGACCUCGCCCUCGAUCACCGACCACAAGGGUCACAACUGGCUUGUAUUCACAAGAAGUCAGUAG